This is a messenger RNA of Dromiciops gliroides (monito del monte), 8764 nucleotides long. It is a transcript of the gene RBM10, whose product is annotated as RNA binding motif protein 10. Bases 266 to 3043 code for a protein of 925 amino acids. The record is from RefSeq and is a predicted model, not a curated record. The transcript is spliced from 24 exons. NCBI's taxonomy places the organism in Eukaryota, Metazoa, Chordata, Mammalia, Microbiotheria, Microbiotheriidae. Gene Ontology annotation, cellular component: nucleus. Gene Ontology annotation, biological process: mRNA splicing, via spliceosome. Gene Ontology annotation, molecular function: RNA binding.
CUUUCCCACGGGCUCGGGCCCGGCCCCAGUGACAGCCGGCGCGCUUGAGCACGGCGGGCGCGCGCGCGCGUGCCCGCGAGGGAGGCGGUAGCAGCGGCGGCGGAGGCCGGGUAAUGUGCCCGAGCCCUCGCCUCACGGUCCGGACCCGGCAGAUCCCUCACGGGAGUUCUCGUGCAGGCUGGCGGAGCAUGGUGGCAAUAGCAGGGCUGGUGGCAGCUGGGAAGUGAGGCGGAGCCAUCGGCCCAGGAACAGGCCCCCCCCGGACAUGGAGUAUGAAAGACGAGGUGGCCGUGGAGACAGGACCGGCCGCUAUGGGGCUGAGCGCAGCCUGCAAGAGGAUGGGCUGGACAGCCGGAGCCAGAGAGACCAUGAUUACCGGGACAUGGAUUACCGCUCCUAUCCCCGGGACUUCAGCAGCCAGGAAGCCCGCCAUGAUUACGAUGAUUCCUCUGAGGAGCAGAGUGCAGAGGAUUCCUACGAGGCUUCCUCAGGUUCUGAGACGCAACAACGUAAGCGGGACAGCCCUACCGAGCCCCUGGGCUUCCCUGGAGAUGGGGACUACCGGGACCAGGACUAUCGGACCGAGCAAGGGGAGGAGGAGGAGGAGAAGGCCAGUCACAUCAUCAUGCUGAGGAUGCUGCCCCAGGCAGCCGCAGAGAACGACAUCCGAGCGCAGCUGCAAUCCCAUGGGAUCCAGGCUCGGGAAGUACGGCUGAUGCGGAACAAGUCGUCAGGUCAGAGCCGGGGCUUCGCCUUCGUCGAGUUUAGUCACUUGCAGGACGCUGCACGAUGGAUGGAAGCCAAUCAGCACUCCCUCAGCAUCCUGGGUCAGAAGGUCUCCAUGCACUACAGUGACCCCAAACCCAAAAUUAAUGAGGAUUGGCUUUGCAACAAGUGUGGAGUCCAGAACUUCAAACGUCGGGAGAAGUGUUUCAAGUGUGGUGUGCCCAAGUCAGAGGCAGAGCAGAAGCUGCCACUGGGGGCACGGCUGGAUCCGCAGCUGAUGCCUCUGGGUGGGCGGGAACUGAGCCAGGGCCUGCUUCCCCUACCCCAGCCCUACCCAGCCCAGGGGCUCUUGGCCCCCCAGGCCCUGUCCCAGGGCUCUGAGCCCACUUCAGAGAACGCCAACGACACCAUCAUCCUGCGCAACCUGAACCCUCAUAGCACUAUGGACUCCAUCCUAGGGGCCCUGGCCCCCUAUGCUGUGCUGUCCUCCUCGAACGUCCGGGUCAUCAAGGACAAGCAGACCCAGCUGAAUCGGGGUUUUGCCUUUAUCCAGCUCUCCACCAUCGUGGAGGCCGCUCAAUUACUGCAGAUCCUGCAGGCUCUCCACCCGCCCCUCACCAUAGAUGGCAAGACCAUUAAUGUGGAGUUUGCUAAGGGCUCCAAGAGGGACAUGGCCUCCAACGAUGGCAACCGCAUCAAUGCUGCUUCUGUGGCCAGUACAGCAAUCGCAGCUGCCCAGUGGGCCAUCUCACAGGCAUCCCAGGGUGGGGAGGGGAGCUGGGCAGCACCUGAGGAGCCAGCAGCAGACUACAACUACUACCACCAAGAUGAGGCCUACUGUGGCCCAAGCAAUGAGGCCACACUCUAUGGCCACAGUGGUUACCUGAAAGGUGCCACCAAGGCCUUGGGUGUGGCUGGAAGCAAGGGAGACCCUGCUGGAGCAGGCACCGAACCCACCUUGGAACCUUGUGUACCUGGCGUUGAUGCUGUGCCCUUGAUCCAGGCCUUUCCCCGUGCCCAAGCCAGUGCCAUGCCUGGCAUCUAUCAGCAGCCCGGGGCUGAGGGGGCUACUGCCCAGGGAAUGGUGUCUAACACCCAGGCCCAGCCUUAUACAAUCGUGUCCCCUGCGGUUCUGAAGGCUGAGCUUCUCAGCCCAGCCCAGCCCAGUUCUGCACCCCCACCCACUACCAGUCCAGCUGCCCAGGACUCCUAUGGCCAGUACCCAAUCCCUGAUGUCUCCACCUACCAAUAUGAUGAGACAUCGGGCUACUACUAUGAUCCACAGACAGGACUCUACUAUGACCCAAAUUCUCAGUAUUACUACAACUCCCAGAGUCAGCAGUACCUUUACUGGGAUGGGGAGCGGCGCACCUACGUCCCUGCCCUGGAGCAGGUGACCGAUGGCCACAAGGAGACAGGGGGAAGCUUGAAAGAAGGCAAGGAAAAGAAGGAGAAGCACAAGACCAAGACAGCCCAGCAGAUAGCCAAGGAUAUGGAGCGCUGGGCCCGGAGCCUCAACAAGCAGAAGGAGAACUUCAAAAAUAGUUUCCAGCCCAUCAGCUCUCUGCGGGAGGAUGAACGGCGGGAGUCGGCCACAGCCGACGCUGGCUACGCCAUCCUGGAGAAGAAGGGGACGCUGGCCGAGAGGCAGCACACCACCCUGGAGCUGCCGAAGCUGCCGAGUGACGAGCACCUGAGUCCACCCCGGGGGCUGGUGGCCGCCUAUAGUGGUGAGAGUGACAGUGAAGAAGAGCCUGAGCGGAGUGCUGAGAGGGAGGAGAGGCUCACCGACUGGCAGAAGCUGGCCUGUCUUCUCUGCCGACGCCAGUUCCCUAGCAAAGAGGCCCUGAUCCGCCACCAGCAGCUUUCUGGGUUGCACAAACAAAACCUGGAGAUUCACCGGCGGGCUCACUUGUCUGAGAAUGAGCUGGAGGCCUUGGAGAAGAGUGACAUGGAGAUGAAGUAUAGGGACCGGGCAGCAGAGCGGCGGGAGAAGUACGGCAUCCCAGAGCCUCCAGAGCCCAAGAAGAGGAAAUCUGGGGCUGUAACAGCUGCCACUGUGGACUUUGAGCAGCCCACCAGAGAUGGGCUGGGCAGCGACAACAUUGGCAGCCGUAUGCUACAGGCCAUGGGCUGGAAGGAGGGUAGCGGACUAGGUCGCAAGAAGCAAGGCAUUAUCACUCCCAUCGAGGCCCAGACUCGUGUCCGUGGCUCAGGACUGGGGGCCCGGGGCAGCUCCUAUGGCAUCACCGCAUCUGAGUCCUACAAGGAGAGCCUGCACAAGACUAUGCUGACUCGCUUCAACGAGGCAGAGUAGACCCUGGUCCAGGCCUCCCCACCCCUCUCACCUCAGCCCCAUCUGGUACAGCCUUGACCUAAAGGCUCCAAGAGAUGGAAAAGGGCGGCCCUGCUUGGCCUGGCCUGGCUGGGCCUGGCCUGCUGGCUGGCUGGGCCUGGCCUGGCCUGGCCUGGCUGGGCCUGGCCUGCUGGCUGGCUCUCAUCCCCUACGGCCUCUUUCUUUUCUUGGGAAGCCAUGGCCCCUGCCCACUGACCUGCCCUCUGACCAACUCUCCUUCUUUUUCUAAUAAAACCAGAAAAGCCCCAGACUUUGAGCCUGUGAGGUUGGUGGGGUCAGGCCUUGUCCUGGGUGCCACUCACAUUGGGAUCCUUGGCUUUAGGGCUCAGGAAAGCCUGCAAGCAGAGCCCAUGGCCUCCCGACUCUCCUGCCCAGCUGGGUGAUCUGUUGGCAAGCGUGUACCCCAUGAUGCCCAUGGAAGGCUUGGGGUGUCUGAACUAGACUCAGAAGGAACUUUAGGGGUCAUUUAGUCUAAAAGUCCUUCAUUUUUCAAAGGAGGAAAUAGAUCUGCUGUAGGGUAGUGACUUGUCCAAGGCCACCCAGGCAGUCAGCCGAUCAAGUGGGAGUAGUAAGUGGGAGGAGGUGCUGGUCUAAGUCUUUAGUCCUGCAGCCGCCACACCUCAACUCCCGUCCAUCCCUUUGGCCCUGUCCUGUGAGGCCCAUGAACAAAUGUAAGGUAGCCCCUGGGGUCUAUUUAAGGACAGGACCAAAACACCCCCCAGGAGCCUCCCAUGCUCACAAAUGACCGUGGGCAAGUCUCUCAACCUCAGCCUCAACUUCCUCCCCUGUACAAUGUUGGCGUUCCUUCCAGCACUGAAGCCACCAGUUCCCCCUUCCCACUCACCUGGCAAGGACUCUGCCCCCCAGCUGGGAGGAGGGGACAGGGUAAGGCAAGAGAGAGAAGAGACAAGGCCAAGAAGGCCUAAGUGACUUGGGGGCAUUUAAGAAGCACAUGGCAUGUGCAAGGCACUGUGCUUGCUAAGCAUUGGGCAUCCAAAGAAGCGACAACCCCAGCAGGCCAGAGGCCCAGCCAGUGAGCACCACUCUCACUCCCAAUCAGCAUCAGCUUGACCUCUUAAGCGCCUCUUCCCAGAUUGUAGGAAAGGCAUUUAGGGCUUGCCUGGACCAUCACCCGGGACCUCCACGGCAUGGGACCGGCUGCUUUUUUUUAAGCACUUUUAAACACUGAAGACAAAUUCCCUCAUUGGAUUCUGGCACCAGCCCUGGGAGGUGAGGGUCAGAGGACAAGAGAUCAUAUGUUUGAAUAUUUCCCAAUGGUUGAUCUCCGUUGUGGCCAUUCCCUUGCUACAGAACUUCUCUGUACCUUUGCCCUCACCAAGACCCCCGGCUGCUCCCUGCCUUGAUAUUUAAACAGGCCGUCAACCCUGCACUGGCUCCACUUCCCUCCCUUCCCCAUCUUGACCCGCUGGGUCAGCCAGUUUAAGUCUACACUGUCCUCUUGAAUCUCUUGCCAUCUUAUACUAGCUCAGAUCUUAAACAUUCCCCUCAUGCGGUCCCUUUGCCCCUGCACACUCACCAUUGAGCUGAACCAUAUUGCACUACACAUUUCUAACAAUGUCACUCUCAAUUGGGGUCUCACCACAGCAGGGCAACCCUUUUAGAACUCUACUUGCUUCACUUUCCUCAACAUAGCAGUGCUUCCAAACCAUUUUAUUCCCUCCUCAAACCUCCCAUGGCUUCCCCUCCUGGCACCCUAGGAGCUGAGAGCUUCCUUUUUUCCCCUUUUUAUUUCAUAUCACUCAGAUUCUUGUCACAACUGUCUCCUUAGCCUCAUCUCACAUGAAGAGCUGACCCUCCCAGGCCACUGCAUGGACAAGUGAUGCAUCCCUUUCCUUCCUGGCUUCUCCAGCAGAUGCCUCCUCUAUCAUCCCUACUCUCUUAUUAAUCUGCUGCAGUCUCCCUGUCUCCUGGCUGUUUCCCUACUGCCUGCGGUAGGGAAGACAUGCUCAUGUCUCCCCCAUCCUGAAAAACCCUUAUUUGGCCUAUCCUUGCUAACUCUCAUGCCAUCUCUCCUCACUUUUGUGCUUAAACUAUAGAUGACUGUCUAUGAUGGAUGGAUAGAUGGAUGGAUGGAAGUCUCUGCUUCUUCCCUUCUGUCUCUGACUUUCUGCAGUCUGGCCUCCUACCUCAUCAUGGAAAUGGAAUUACUUUCUCCAAAGUUAACUGCCAAAUCAAAUGGCCUUUUUUCGCAAUCUCCAUUCUGCUUGGUCUCUGCUGCCCUUGCCACUCUACAUCACCCUCUUCUCCUCGAUAUUCUCCUCCCAUCCAUCUGCUCCAUCUUGAUCUCCUUUGCUGGAUCUUCAGGUCGCGUCCACUAAAUAUGAGUGUCCCCCAGACCUCUCUGUAUUAGGCGCUCUUCCCCUUCCAUACUAUUUCCUUUGAUGAUCUCAUCAGCUCCCAUGGAUUGUUGUCAUCUUUUUUACCAAUUCCUGAUGGUGGGCCGUCAGGCCAGUCAUGGCCAGUCAUUUCUAGCAUGUCUCAAGUUGGGUAAAGUUAAGUCCACUUGCUGACACUGCUAACAAAAGAUGGGGUCACCCCUCUGAGUGGGCUCCCUUACUACUAUGAUCCCAGUGGCUGAGCAUCUUAGCCCUAAGCUUCAGUGACUUCCCAUGUGGGGGUCACCUCUUCCCUUAGACUUGUCUCAGAUUUAACCAGUCCAGUCUCACAUCUCCACCUGGAUAUCCUGUAGGCUAGAGCUGUCAAACUCAACAGAUCCCUACAGGCUGUAUGUUGAAUUAGAAAACCCUAUUAUGUCGUAUUUUUACUUAUUUUGUUAAACUUUUCCCAGUUGUGUUCCAUUCUGCUCUGGGCUGCACUUAGGAAUUUGGCAUGUUCAAAGCAGACUUUAUUCUCUUACCUCCCCUCCUGAUUUCCCUGCCACUGUCAAGGUCACUACCAUCCCUGUCACUUGGGCUCAGCUCUUCCCUCUCACCUCCCAGUAGCCAAUUAGUGAUCAAGUACUGUCAUUUCUACCCUUGCAUCACCUGUCAAAGUCAUCUUCCUAAAGUACAAGUCAGAGCGUAUCAUCUCCCUGUUCAGUUGGCUCCAAUACUGGUUCCUCUGUUUGGCUUAGAAUGCCUUCCAUCACCUGGGCCCUGCUUCCUUUCUAGUUUCCUUCUACCUUACUCUCCCAUCCCCACCACAUACUCUCCUUCUGGCUCCCUCUUCGUCACCGCCUGGCUUUCCUGGCUUCUCUCAAGUCCCAGCCAAAGUCCCACCUUCUACAGAAAGCCUUGCCCUCUUCAUUCCAGUGCCUUCCUUCUGCUGAGCAGCUCCAACUUAACAUGUAGAGAUAUUGUGCGGACCUAGAGUUUGCAUGGUGUUAGCCACGUCUGGCUGAGCUCCUUGGGAGCAGGGCCUUUCUUUGUAUCUCCAUUCUUUAGGGCAGUCCCUAGCACACAGUAGGUACUUAGUAAAUGCUUCUUGACUAUCUGAAGCACCUAGAGGGUCUACACAAUAAACUUGAAGCUAAGUCUGUACACGCUCAUUGCCUGGGUCUCGGGGUAGGACCAGAGCACCCAGCUGUCAUCCCGUACUCUCAAAGAGGGCUUGGAGAUUAGAAUGCAGCCUGAUAUUACACUAGCUUUUUUGGCCGCCAUAUUGCUGUUGACUAAUCUCAAGUGCACAUUCCACUGAUAUUCUACUCCUGCUUCCUCUUGUACUCAUGAAGACUUUUUGACACCCAGAUGUACCACUUUUUUGUCCCUAUUAAAUGUCAUUUUAUUAGAUUGAGCCUGUCAAGAUCUUUGGGGAUCUCGGCUGUUGUCCAGAACAUUAGCUACCUUUUCCAGCUUGAUGUUGUCUGCUAAUUUGAUAAGCCUUCAGCCAGUCAACAAGUACAACAACUUACUAAGUGUCUAACAAGGGGCUCAGCAAUAGUAAGAGCAAUAGACAUACAAAGAAGGAAAGAAUCCAAAAUCUCAAGGACCUUUUGCACUAAUAUAUGUCUCAGUUGUAGAGAAGAGGGGAAUUCUUAACUCCUGAACAAAUAGAAAAAAUGAUAGGAGACUAAAUAGAUGGAUUUCUAUCAAAUUAAGGCGUUUUUGCAUAAUGAAAAGCAGUGCACCCUGAAUUGAAAAGGAAGAAUCUGGCAUGUAUUUUUGCUAAAAAGAAAAAACAAUGUGACAUCUUCACACUGUUGCUGACUACCUGAGCCACUGCAUACUCAGGAAGAAACCCUCCUUCCACUCCUUAGAUUAGUUCCAAAGGGUAAAAGGGGCCGGAGAAAUGGCUCCUAGCUCAUGCCGGCCCCAAGCAGGAUUCCUUCUGCAGCUUACAACUCAAUGAGGACUGCCACUUCCAAAUGGGAAGGACAUAGAAAGUAAUAAUAGAUGGAAGAAAUGGAAUCCCAAUAGAUGCUGACCAGGCACAGUAGAAACACCAGAAGACGAUGCAAGGGCCAACAGGAUGUUUAGGUUGCUGUUUUGGCCACAUGACCACACUGCCAUCAUCAAUAAAGAAGCAGAUAUGGAACUUGCAAGGGUCAAGGGCCAUCCUAAUUGCCAUUUUGGAAUCAUGGAUGCAAGGGAACAGAGUAGGGGGAGCUAAAACUCAAGGACACCCCAGUUAUGCUACCAAUGUUUACUUGGACAAAGUCAAGACCUUUUAUCAGGGAACAGGAAGUUGAAGUAUCCUGUCUCUAGGCCACAAGAGGAUUGGGCCUUUCUCUUCUCUGAAGGCCAAACGAUAACUACCAAAAAGAUGAGACACCCUACAGCACAGCACACGCCCAAUUAGGGGAGGGUGCGGCUGCCCCUGUUCCUCUCAGGUGAAGUCUCCACCUCAUCCUUAUGAAUGUCAUUCCUUUUCUGUUCCUCUUCUACUUUUCUGUGGUCCUUGGAGAGAAGAAAUGUGUACCUUGCCUGGCAUAUGGCUAUAAGACUUUAAAAAUGGAACACCAAUCUCCUACAGCCCCUAGGUACCCUCGGGCACUGCAGAAGCACUUUGACCACAUGGAGGGGCAUAUGGAGAGGACCUCUCACAUUUCCCAACUAUAACUCGAGGAAGUGAGAGUCGAGGGGAGAGUGGGAGGAGUCUUCAGCUAUAAGGGCACAGUAACCCUGUUGGGAUGACUACAGAGUCACUGUGGCUACUGAGCAAAUGUCUAAGAAAGAGGACCAACCCACCCCCAUCACUACAGCUUAAAAAAGACAAGCUAUCGAAGAGUCUUUGGAAGAACUAGAAGUCAGCUCCCUGUCCGGGACUUAGGUACCAGUCUAAGGAAAGAGGUGACCCCCACAUGUGAAGUCACUGAGACUCGGCUAAGAUGAUCUGUCACUGGGAUGGUAGGAAGGGAGCCCACCCAGAGGGGUAGCCCAGUCUUUUGUUAGCAUGGUCAGCAAUUGAAAUGAACUUUACCCCAGUGUCAGGAAUUGCUGAAAAACAAAGACACUUUGGCCAGUGACUCUCCUGGGAGCCAUUCCUCUAGGACUCUAGUCUGGGAUGGCAGCAAGUCUCAGGUGGGCACUCUCUGAGUCCUAGGACCAUGCCUUGAGGCCUAUACCUAUAGAGCACUCUCUGGUCUUAGUGAAAGAGACUCUGACUGAUGCAGGUUUCUGGUUACCACAACAGGGGCACAUUUAUCAGUUUUCUUUUUGUUGUCCCAAUCUUCAAAAUAAGAAACAGUGGAGACUGAAAUUAUUAAAGUUUGCCUAAAUUUGA